Messenger RNA from Cynoglossus semilaevis (tongue sole), 2468 nucleotides. RefSeq names its product Src homology 2 domain containing transforming protein D, b (gene shdb). The coding region runs from base 399 to 1580 and encodes 393 amino acids. Lineage: Eukaryota; Metazoa; Chordata; Actinopteri; Pleuronectiformes; Cynoglossidae. Gene Ontology annotation, molecular function: phosphotyrosine residue binding. The transcript has 7 exons. The record is from RefSeq and is a predicted model, not a curated record.
UGAACGGUCGGCUGACUGAGAAAGGGAGUAGGAGGAUGAUCCUCAGGGACUGAAGCGCCUCCCCUUUAAUCGCUCUGUGGAGUUGCUGCUCCUGCUGCUCGUGCUGCUGUUGUCGCUCUCUUCACUCCUACCUUCUCCGUCAGUAGGUGGAGGAUCUCCGGCGCGUCUCAGCGCUCGUGUUUUGUUCCAGGAGAGCUGUUGCUGCCGAUGUGUUUUUCUCUGUGAUUUGUUUUUGGUUCUUGGAAUAAAAAAGGCGUUCGGGGAUUUAUUUCCUCUCCGCGCGGUUCGCUUGUCAUGGACAUGAAGAAACGUGGAGUUAAGCGUCCAAGGUGGCAGUAGAUUUGCUUCCUGCUCUAGAUCCAGCACACACACGGAGCACCUUUUUGAAGCGAGCCGCAAUGGCAAAGUGGCUGAAAGACUACCUGAGCUUUGGCAGCAGGAAGGUGCCGCCGCAGCCGCCCACACCGGACUACACCGAGAGUGAGAUCCUCAAGGCGUACAGACUCCAGAGAGACUUGGACUUCGAGGACCCCUACGAGGACCCUGAGAACAGAUUCAGGGGAGAGUGCGGUACUUCAGAUCCGGGAACGCCGGUGUAUGGCUCUCCCAUGAAGUGUGUGGACGGGAAGUCUCCCAAGCACAGACUGAUCAAAGUGGACUCUCAGGAGCUGGGACGCACCAAAAUCCUCCUCAGUAGUCUGUCUUUGGAAGACCAGCAGGAGCCCGUAGUUCCUUCCGCUCCACUGGCUGGAGACACAGACUAUUCAGAUCCAUUUGACGCUCGAUUAGACCACCGACUAGAACCAGACCACAGACCUGUUCCCUGUGAGAACAACGGCUACAUGGAACCGUAUGAAGCCCAGAGAGUCAUAACGGAGCUUCAGCGUGGUCCAGGAGGAGGCCGGGUGCGUGGAGGGCUGCAGCUCUACGACACCCCCUAUGAAGAUCAGCAGGGCAAAAACAGAGGUUUGGUGUAUGGGGAAGCACAGGAGGAGGGCAAGGAGAGCAGCAGGUUGCCCCAAGAUGACGAGAGGCCGGCUGAUGAGUAUGACCAACCCUGGGAAUGGAAGAAAGAUCACAUCUCCAAAGCAUUCGCAGUGCAGUUUGACGGCGCAGAGUGGGACCGAUCGUCCUCGCCCACGGAACGGUUGCGCUCUCCAGGACCCAGGACCAGCCCGCUGGCAGGAGGAGGGAAAAAGUUUCGAAUGCCACAAGAAGGCCUUACGAUGGUGGGGGAGAGGGUGGACCCUGGGGUUCCUCUGGAGAAGCAGGUGUGGUACCAUGGAUCACUGUCCCGCUCUGAGGCCGAGUCACUGCUAACUCUAUGUAAAGAGUGCAGCUACCUUGUGAGGAACAGCCAGACCAAUCGCACCGACUUGUCUCUGUCUUUACGGAGCUGCCAGGGGUUCAUGCACAUGAAGUUCACUCAGUGCAAAAAUGGCAAGUACGUGCUGGGACAGAACAGCCCUCCGUUUGACUCCAUACCAGAACUGGUUCACUUCUACACCACACACAGACUUCCCAUACGAGGAGCUGAGCACCUGUCCCUGCUGUUCCCCGUGUUGGUGCAGACACUCUGACUCUGAGCUGAACGCUGCGCCUGGACCUCGGUGACUUCACUCCACGUGGGUCACCUUAAAGCUUGAAUGUCAGGGAUCUUUGGAGUGGUCCUGUUGUGGAGGAGAUUGGCUUGGAAUGAUUCUAACUGGCCUUGACUUGGGGUCUGACCCUCAGACAUCACCCCCUACUGUAGUACUUGAGCCAAACGGGUCCAACAUGGAGUAGUUUCUCACAUUAAAGCAAUACCUGAAUUUUAAACCAAUUUGUUUCGGCAGCUUCAUAUCUUUGAAUCAUGAAUUUAUAAAAAUAAAUCUGUCAUCUGAAGUAUUGAGAUAAAUCUGCCGAUGUCAGAUGAGGUUAUUUAAACCAGUGUUUCCCAAACCUUUUUUCCAGGGACCCAUAUUUUAAAAGUCACAAACUUUAGUGACCCAAGUCAAUAGACAUUAUUGGUAAAUCACAAAAUAAAGGUGUACUUGAUCAUUAUUGAACAUUAAUGAGAGAAUUUCAUUGUUGACUGAGUGAUAUCUGAACAAUUAGUAUUACUUUAGUUUUAAACGACAAAGAACAGUAAUUGAACCAGCAACAAAGGUAUCCAUAAUUAGACUACUUGGACAUUAAAUGUAGCCCAUUUCUUUUUCUUUUCAACAUUCAGUUGAACCAGCAACAUCAGAACAAAAUAGUCAAUAAAAUAAUUGCAUCAUUACACGUUACCACAGGUGGAGCUUUUAAACUGGCAGCUAUGGGCCCACCUGAGGGUCGCGACCCAGUCUUUGGAAAACAAUGAUUUAAAGUCUAAAUCUUUGUCCAAAAAUCACUAGGUCAAACCUCCGACCUACUGGCUGCAUUUGUAACUCUCCCAGAGACCUUGAUAUUUUUGUAUAUAAAAGAGGCUUUUAAAACGUCAUUUU